Messenger RNA from Limanda limanda (common dab), 1263 nucleotides. Its product is annotated as arrestin domain-containing protein 3-like. The record is from RefSeq and is a predicted model, not a curated record. Gene Ontology annotation, cellular component: cytoplasm; plasma membrane. The transcript has 7 exons. The coding region runs from base 10 to 1263 and encodes 417 amino acids. NCBI's taxonomy places the organism in Eukaryota, Metazoa, Chordata, Actinopteri, Pleuronectiformes, Pleuronectidae. Gene Ontology annotation, biological process: protein transport.
CGGCGGACGAUGACCAUCCUGAAUUUCUCUAUUGAAUAUGACGCCGUCAACAGCCACAACACCUUCACCAAUGGAGAUACCAUCAAUGGAAGAAUCAUCGUGGAGGUUUCUAAAGAAACUAAAGUCAAGUCACUUGUUUUCAUAGCACAAGGAAAAGCUCGGGUUGUCUGGCAUGAGCAUUACGGGCAAAAUCAUCACCGCACUUUCUGGGCUGAUGAGAAAUAUUAUAAUAUCGAGCAUCAUAUCCUGAGAGAAGCAAGACAAGAUGGUACUGAAGUCAUUGGCAAAGGAAGACACGUAUUUCCUUUUUCAUUUACCAUUCCUGACAGAAGAAUCCCAUCAUCUUUCACAGACUGCACUGGCAAAAUCGUUCACAAGUUGAAGGCUGAGCUCAAACAAUCGAUGAAGCUGACAAAGAAGGCCAAAUCCCACUUCACGUUCCGCUCCAAAGCAGACAUGGAUGUUCCCGGACUUCUGGAACCCCAGUAUGGCUCCAAGGAUAAAUCUCUCAAGGUUUUUGGCUCUGGAAAUGUUUCGAUGGACAUUCACACUAAACGAAUGGGCUACAAGCAAGGUGAGAAUGUCAAAGUCAUUGUGGAAAUCAUGAACCACUCCAGUCGUUCGGUGAAGCCCAAAUUCACACUGUACGAGAAAAAGAGUUUCUUCGCCCAGGGACGCAGGAGACUUCACACUAGGGAGAUCCUUAAGGACAAAAUUGAGGCUCUUGCAUCUUCGAGUAAAGACACUGUGACCAAGGUGAUGUCCAUCCCCAGAGAACUACCCCCCUCCAUCCUGAACUGCUCCAUCAUCAAGCUUGAGUACAGGCUGAAGGUCUAUCUGGACAUCAAAUGUACCAAAGACCCAGUGAUCAAACUCCCCAUCGUCGUCCUUCCUGAAGCUGCUCCAGCAACAGCAAGAGCAAAACAACAGCCUGCGUCUGCUGCUUAUGGUUUUGAAGGAUUUGGGAACCCGACCCCACCGACCUGGAGCACCACACCCCAACAAGCAGCACCCCGACCCUUCGACCCCCCACCUCCCUAUGCAGCAUAUGCAAUGCCCCCCACUAAGAUGGAGGCUACCGGGCUGCUGGGUAGAGUUACCUGUGUGAAAGGGACACCUGCAGCUCUCGAUCACGUGAGGAUAUGUGACACAGACACAGGCUCAGGAGAGGUCCACUGCUGCACUGCUCACAACAUCCUUGAGCAGCAGCAUAAGACUCUUCAGGUCACAGCUGUGGAUCUAUUCAAAACCUGCGUCCAGUAA